CAGGGUGGAAAAGACUUCAAAAGAGGAACCAGAAUCGGAAUCUAUCAGUCUUGAAAAUUCCUUCCAGGAGCCGAGAAUGGUGAGACAACAGAUAUGGCCUUGCGGUGGGACAUGCCAUGCCAGGGAGAUCCUACAGAGCCUAAAUAUCUAUAGACAAUGCGGAAUUUUUACAGAUGUGGUUCUCCAGAUAGAAGAUCAGACAUUUCCCUGCCAUCGAGGCGUACUAUCAGCCAACAGUUCUUACUUCAGAGCCAUGUUUGGAGGAAGCCUCAAAGAAAGCAACCUUAGUGUUAUCAACAUUCAAAAAAUAUCAGCAAGAAUUAUGGGCUGUCUGUUGGACUUCAUGUAUGGUGGGAACCCAACGAUCCAAGAAGAUAAUGUGGAAGAACUCUUGCAGGCCUCAGAUCUUCUCCACAUCUGUAGUCUAAGAGAUGAGUGUGUGAAAUUUUUGGACAGUCAACUAGAUCCUUCCAACUGUGUUGGCAUCAUGAAGUUUGCAGACAUGUUCUCAAUCCCUUCUCUCUCCGAGAAAAGCAAAAAGCUGGUGCUGGAAGGUUUCGAGGAGGUCUCCUGUCACGAGGAGUUCCUGCAGCUGAGCAAAGAGGAACUGACUGAGUAUGUGUCCAAUGACGACCUGGUGGUGAGUAAAGAAGAAGUCGUCUUUGAAGCUGUCAUGAAGUGGUACAAAGAGAAUAAGACCACUGGAACUAAAGCUUUGAAGGAUCUUCUGGAACACGUGAGGCUGCCUUUGCUGGACCCUGCUUAUUUCAUGGAGAAGGUGGAAAUUGAUAAGACCAUUCAAGGCUGUCCAGAGUGCUUCCCUUUGUUGCAUGAGGCUCGGAUGUUCCAUAUUCUUGGGAAUCCAGUCAACUCGAUCAGAGCAAGGCCAAGAAGAUUUGCAGACUUGUCGGAAGCCAUCGUCAUUAUUGGCGGUUGUGAUAAAAAGGGCCUUUUAAAGUUACCCUUUACUGAAUGUUACUAUCCAAGGAGUGGGCAGUGGAAGCCUCUUGCCAGCAUGCCAGGAUAUACCAAGUCUGAAUUUGCUGCCUGUACAUUAAAGAAUAAUAUAUACAUCUCAGGUGGACAUAUUAACAGUAGUGAUGUCUGGAUGUUCAACACUCAGCUCAAUGCCUGGAUCAGAAUUGCCUCGUUAGCAAAGGGCCGGUGGAGGCACAAAAUGGCCAUUCUGAACGGAGAGAUCUACGCUGUUGGUGGCUUUGAUGGAAUGAAAAGGUUGUCCACGGUGGAACGCUACAACACAUUCUCUAACACCUGGAUCCCAGGAACUCCCAUGUUGGAAGCUGUGAGCUCCGCAGCAGUGGUGACCUGUAUGAACAAGCUCUAUGUCAUUGGAGGAGCAGUAGAGGAUUAUGGGAACACAGACAAGGUCCAGUGCUACGAUCCUGAAGAAGACAAAUGGGCUUACCAGUCUGCAUCACCCUUCUCCCAGAGGUGUAUCGGUGCUGUUGAGUUGGAUGAAAUGAUCUACGUUGUUGGGGGUUUGUUGAGCACAAUAUUCAAAUACAACCCAAAAUCAGAUGAAUGGAGUGAAGCCGCCUCCCUGCCCAGCGCUCUGGAGAGCUGCGGAGUGACCGUUUGCGGUGGGAAAAUUUACAUCAUGGGCGGACGGGAUGAAAACGGAGAAGGAACCGAAAAAUCUUUUGUGUACGACCCGAAAACAGGACAAGUUAAUGUGGAGCCCCCUCUACAACGCUGUACCAGCUAUCACGGCUGUGUUACCAUCUUACACAGGCCAGAGCCAUAA
This is a messenger RNA of Staurois parvus, 1765 nucleotides long. The record is from the annotation of a GenBank genome assembly. Lineage: Eukaryota; Metazoa; Chordata; Amphibia; Anura; Ranidae.